AGAGGAUGAGCUUAGAUGUGGGUGGUUCGGAAGCGGCGGCCUUACGUUUGUCGCGGCGUUGCCCUGUCUCUUUUGUGAACGUGAUCGAUUUUGCUUCGGGGAGAGAUGCUGGCUCUUAAACAAGUGCAUGAUGGGUAAAGACUGCUCUUCUUGCAGACACAGCAGCAAAGCUGCUGCUGCUGCUUUCUGACGUCAGUUACUGCUCACAGGCAUUACUGCUCACACACACAGGAGCUUAGAAAAAAGCCUGUUGCUUGAGCCGCCCGCGGCCACUUGGGGUGCUGUUGAGUAAGCUGAUAGACCUCAUUGCAGGGGCUACUGCACCUUGUCCCGGCAGCAACAUGAGCGGCUCCGCGGCGUGCCCGAUGCUGUUCCUUCUCUUCCUGGCUCCUUUGGGUUCCUCGGAUGCUACCUCCUUCGCUGUUCCAACAACACAAAAUAUCAGCACGAAAACUUCAUACAAUGCAAGUUCAGGAACUGAUCUAUCCACCAAAGUGCCACCCAUCACUACUCAACAGAGUGAACAGAAAACAUCUACCUUAAUAUUCAAGAAGGAAAAUCUAACUAUAAGCGGACAGCCCAUUGCUAAAAUGGAGAAAAAUGUCCUAAUAAGCAGACCGACUGAACUUGAACUGUUGUGUAGCCUGACUCGUAACCCUUCCAUGAAUAUGGAAAAAAUGGAUGUUGUUUGGAAGAUGAAUAACAAAACCAUCGAUGAACAGAACAUCACCAAGAAUGACUCCAAAAAUAGUUGGUGCACUUGGAAUACGGUAAAAAUCAGAAACCAAAACGAAAUGGGGAAUUAUACCUGUGUUUUUAAAACUGGAGAAGAGAUAUAUGCUUAUGGAAGCUUUUUUUUUAAAGUGCCCGGAAUGAAAGGAAAAUCCGCAGGAGAAAAAUCCAAGCAAAUAGUCAGUUAUAUAGGUGACGUUGUGGCCUUGACAUGUGAAAUAGGCAAUUAUACUUCAGUUUCUUGGAGCUGGUAUAAACAUAAUGGAAGUGAACAGGUUGCUAUCAAUGAAACUCUGAUGCCAGAGAAGUACAGAAUCAGCCAGGAGUAUUACAACAAAACAAAACUGAUGGUCCAUAAUCUUUCUGAGAAGGACAGUGGUGAUUACGAGUGCCGCGUUGUAUUUGAACUAGGGGAAAGUAAAGGGCACGUAUCCCUUAAAGUUCUGUCUUAUUUGGUACCACUCAAACCAUUUCUUGGAAUUGCUGCCGAAGUGAUUGUUUUAGUAGUUGCAAUUUUCCUCUAUGAAUUCUUCACCAAAAAGAAAGAAGCUCAGGACGAAGUUGAAAAAGAAUUUGAACAAGUAGAACAACUGAAAUCAGAAGACAGCAAUGGUGUGGAAAAUAGUACUACCAGACAAAGGAAAGUUUAAGUCCUUUCUGGAAAGCUGGGAAGACAAAGGAAAGAGGUGGCUAUGUGUCUCACCAAAAAAACUCCAGGAAGAUGUAAAUCCUGAAACCGUAGCUACUUGGCUUCUGAUUAUAGCCUUUUAGAUGUAUUAAGAAACAUAAUAAUACUGCUUAAAAGAUGCCUUUUUAAUUAAGAUGAUGCUGAUGUCGCACACCUCAACACAGAAGUACUGUCUGAACACAUCUGUUUGCUACCCUUUGUUGUUCUCUCUGUUACAUCAAAUUGGGCCUUUUGGCUACAGUUAGCAAUACACUGGCCUUAAUGUUCAGCCAUUAGUCGAAUGUAUAUGACAUUGUGGGUUCUCGCACAUUGUGGUCCAGCACAUGAGGCCCCAUUCCAAAAGCUCCCAUUGCUUCUGUUGCAUCAGGAAAGUAGUGCUGCAUCAGAAUACAUCCAUGAUUCACAACCAAAAAUACCCCAGUGGAUUUUAAAUACAGUAAGCUGCCUUCUGCUGAGUCAGAUAAUUAGGUCAUCUCAGGAAGGCGUGCAAAAACAGACCUGCUGUACACAUGUACAGCAUCCUGAGAGCACACCUGGAAGUCCUGCCCUGCUGAUGGUACACCAAGAAGCAUCGUCUUCUCCAUGCUUUCCACACUGACAUCAUUUAUCUGAGGAGGCUAACUCCAUAAGCAUGAUGGCAGCUGUUUCCUGGUCAGAAGAUUAUUUGGGUCCCUGAAAUGGCCACCACCAUGUUAUGGAGUUCACCUUUUCAAAUGCCAUAAAUGGGAAGAUAACAGCAGAGUAAGGCUUCUCAGCACAUCAUCACUGGACUGGGGCUUGCUGGUCCACUCUCGGGACACUGUAUGUGUGAGUGUUGUGCACACACCCCUUUUGCAUGUCUGAAGAGGGCUUAGCUCAGUAUUGUCAAUGCUGGCCAGCAGUAGCUCUCCAGGGCUGCAGGGAAGGGUCUCAGCCAGCCCAAACUGGGGUGCCAAGGAUUCAACCUGGGGCCUUCUGCAUACAAAGCAAAUGUCCUACUACUGAAUUACAGCCCAUCCCUAAGAAAUAGGUUUGCAAAUUCCCAUUGGCAAUGGGAAUUAUGAUAUAGUAUGCUAAUUCCUUCCUUCCUUCCUUCCUUCCUUCCUUCCUUCCUUCCUUCCUUCCUUCCUUCCAGUAAGAAUCGAUUGAUGCAAUGAAUGCUUAAUGGAUUGCAUUCAACCUCUGGGAAAUGUGCAAUCUAUGAGCUUCUUUUAAAAUCUCCUCUUUCCCAUUUUUUUUAAUACAUUGAGCCCUUUCUCAUGAUCGGUGAUGAAGGCCUUGAGGGUGCAAGGGGAGGAAGCCUUUAAAAGCUUACCUCCCCCACAGAUGAUCCCUGGUCUGGAUCUGGGCGUGGAGAUUGAGCAACCAAAUGCGCAGCUGCCACCUCUGGCAGUGCUGAGUGUCAGGGGCCACCCCGACCCCCAAAACUCCCAUAAUGCAUCGUGUGAGUACACGGUGUAUUAUGAGGAUUUAUCACGCACUGGCCUCCUGGCUGUUGCUGUGUUGGAGCCAUGUGGCACUGACACAGUCAUUUAGCCCAGGUUAAGGGUGCACUCACGCCCUUAACCCUGACUGAGUGGCAGGCCUCUUUGCUGGGUUGGCUACCACAUUGACCCUGGGAGUUGCACGGCUCCCGGCAGUUCUUAAGAUCCACCAAAACUGGCCUUUGCUUCCUUAGCCUGGUUUUGGCUGAUCUUAAGAACUACCUCAUUGUUUCAGGAUUUUUGUAGGACCUUCAGGCAGAAAAGCAACCUAUAAAUAAAAAGAAAAAAGAAACAAAAAAUUUGCUAGCCCUCAAAAUUGGAAAGAUGACUGAAUGUUAGGAGAGUAAUUAUAAGGCUUGGAAAAUAGAAAGCAAAUAUGUCAUAUCUCAUAUUUUUCAGAUGUUAUGCAAUUUAAAUCCACAUGUAUAGUUUUUGAAUAUUUGCACAGAGCAAUACUAAGAUCUUUGGUGAUCUUUCUGGAAGAAUAGUCUUUUGAAAUGACUUUCAUUGCCAUCAUGUUAAUUAUGGAUGAACAGUUUGCUUUUAUGGAUCACUGUGGAAUAUAGGUUGUUUCCCCAAAGAGUUGAGGGGGAGAAACAUCUCAAAUUUCUGUAUAAAACUGCUCGUGCCAUCUCUCUCGCUCUCUCUCAUGUUAACAUAUCUCUUAUUCCUCUGAUCAUAGCUACAUAUUUCUGCAUCCUGAAAGUAAUCAUUUCAUAAUUUAUUGGUCAGCCACCUGUAUAGUUUACUGUUGGAUGUUCACAAAUUUAUUUUGUUGUUAAUUACUGCAAAAAGGAAAGAAAGAAACUUCAGAAAAUAAGGAACACACCGUCAAUCAUCUUUGAAAUUUUCUCUUUGAUUAAACAAACAUGAACACUUGUCACAAUCCAGCCACUGUUUAAGCACUUUUUAACACAACAGGAGAGUUAAGCAAGUCAGUUUCAUUGGGGGAGCUGAGACAAAUGGAGAGGACAGCAGGUUGAGGGACAGAUCAAUCAGAUCAGAUAAUGAUUUCUGGGGUGGGGGAAAGAAUAAUAUCCACAUAUUAUUGGAGUAGAAUUGCCCAUUUUACCCUUAUUUGCUUGCACAUAUUUCAUGCUCUCCCAGUGAGAAUCAGUGGACUUGAGAAUGUUUAACUUUGGCAGGAUUGCCAUUAAAACAUCUGUCGUUCAAAAAGUGAACAGAUAAAUAAUCCACAGCCUUCCAUCCCAACAUGUUCUCCACUGUUACUCGACUGUUCUAGACAUAGGGUGGGUUCAGGUGACCUGCCAAAAGUCAGUAAGCCAGAACCAGCGUUUUUCAGGGAGUGUGUACUCCUCUCCAGCAUGGCAUGUGAACCUGCCAGCCUCCAGAUCCCAUCUGGAGUUACUGACUUCUCCAACUUUGUCAAGCCAACUUCAGCCCUUGGUUGUAGAUCACAGGCUGGAGUUGGGGAGAAGUCAGUAAUUCCAGCAUGAACUGAAGGAUGUCAGGUUCACACGUCACACCAGAUAGGAGCACAGGCUCCCCAGGAAGCUCCAGUUUCUGGCUUACCAUCUUUCAAUGGUUUGUCUGAACCUGCCCUAUAGAAUUGCAAUGUUAUGUCCACCUACAGUACUUUCAGAUCCUGCAGAAUAAGAACUCUUUUUCAGGCAUUCUAAAAGUGCACCCAGGUAAAGAUGGGGAAUGUGGUGUCUUCCCUGUUCCCCAACACUGACAUGCUCCAUAGCCACACCCUCUGGUCUCCUUUUUGUUCAAUGCUUGUCUACAGACAAAUGCUGGAGACCAGGAGACCAAGGGCAUGAUUACAUUCUUCAGUCAAGUACUGAACACAAAGAGAGCACUAGCUACAGAGUCAAGUUGGUUCCAGAGGGUGUGGUUAGCAGAUGUGCCCCUGUUUCCCCUGCAAUUUGGGACAGCAUACCCAGAUUUUGAAUGUCUAAAGGGGAUUGAAGUCAAAGGAAAAGGUCUUCCCAUUCAGAACUGAGCAAAUAAAAUUCUAAUAAGCUAUCCCUUUCACUGGCAUAAAGGACCAAAGUGGAAAGCAUAUCUCAUCCUAUUUGAAUGUUUGAAUGUCUUAUGUACUACCUGUAUUAUAAAAUAUAAACAUCUGUUUUUGUGACAUUUAAGGAAAAAAUGUACCAUAAACUGUAAAGCCUUCAAGAUAUUUGAUGCCUUAAAACUCAUCUGAAAUGGAGGAUAUUAAACACCAGUUUGUGUUUUCUUUA
This is a messenger RNA of Hemicordylus capensis (graceful crag lizard), 5090 nucleotides long. It is a transcript of the gene EMB, whose product is annotated as embigin. The transcript is spliced from 10 exons. NCBI's taxonomy places the organism in Eukaryota, Metazoa, Chordata, Lepidosauria, Squamata, Cordylidae. The coding region runs from base 342 to 1382 and encodes 346 amino acids. The record is from RefSeq and is a predicted model, not a curated record.